CCCAAGGGCCACGGUGAAAAAGCAGUGGGUUAGGUUGCUCUGAGUGGCUUUGAAAGGUUUUAUUGCCUCUCAAAACAGAGAGCCCACACUCUGGGCUCAGCUGGAACCUGGCUGGCAACAGAUAGCAAAGCACAGCAGCAUAUUUGAAAAAUAAGAACCUACUGUCAAGAUGUUUAAGAUACGGAAAGCGAAGGAUGAUGAGCCGACUGCUCCGGGGCAGGUGAAAAUUAGGAAGAGAUCUAAGGUGCCUGGAGUUAUGAUCACCCAGUAUGUAGAAGCACUACCCGAGGGCAUGACCACUCCAGACUUCACCCGGAAACCCAUUUCUGUCACUAUUCAAGAAGGAAAAACGGCUAUCUUCAGAGCAAUAAUUACUGGCAAUCCAAAACCAACCGUGACCUGGGUGAGGAAUAAUGGUGAAAUUGAUGAAGAAAGGUUCAAAAUCUCUUUCGAUAAAAGUUCAGGUGAACAUCAGUUACAGGUACCUGAUGUAUGCGGGGAUCAAACUGAUACCUACAAGUGCUUUGCCAGAAAUGAAUAUGGAAAAGCAGUUGUAACUGCUACACUGAAUGUUAUUGAAGUUGGCUAUAAAAAGAACAAAGCUCUGCAGCAAUCAAGAACAGCUAUCCGGGAGUUACCUGAAGAUUUUAAAAAGUCCUUGAAAGCUGCGGGUGAAACUGAGCAGAAGGAGGAGGCAAAGCCAGAGAUCGAUGACAAGUUUUGGGAACUACUGUUAAGCUCAGACAAGAAAGAUUACGACAAGAUCUGCGCACAGUACUGCAUCACUGAUUUCCGUUGGAUGCUGAAGAAGCUGAAUGAGAAGAAGAUAGAAAGGGAGCAUGAGCAGGAAAGGGUUGUUGAAAGACUUUGCAACCUAAAGCCCGUUGAAUUGAAAUCUGACGGUGGUGCAGAGUUUGAACUUGAAAUGUCACUCAAAGACACAUCCAGCAAGAUUUUCUUAUACAAGGACGGAGUGAUGGUUCCAUUUGAUGUUGAUACAGAAGUAAAACAUGGACUGAAACAAGUGGGAAAGAAGUUUGUGUUUAGCAUCAAUGGUGUCAACCCUGAGGAUGCAGGGUUAUACCAAGUGGAAGUUGACGGAGUUAAGGUCUUCUCAACUGACUUAAAACUUCCCUCUGCAGACUUCUUGGUGAAGAUUGAGGACGUGAAGGCAGAGGAAAGAGAAGACGCUUUGUUUGAGUGUGUGGUCUCGCAACCUAUGAAGAAGAUUAACUGGAUGGGGAAGAAUGUCGCACUGGAGCAAGGAGAUAAAUAUGACAUUCUCGUUUCCGAAGACAUGCUGAUUCACUCAUUAGUGGUGAAGGACUGUAUGCCACUGGACAAAGGAAUUUAUGCAGCUGUGGCUGGACUUAAAUCUUGCAAUGCCUGGCUCAUAGUGGAAGUUGAUAAUGAUCCAAACACAAAGGGAAAGAAGAAGCCUCGCAAGACAACUCGAGCAGGGGGUAGUCGAGCCGAUAUUCUGAAGAUUGCUCAGGAGCAAAAUGCCAAGGUAGAAAAGGAGAGAGAGGAGAUAGUUUCAAAGCUAAGGGAGGAGGCAGAAGCAGCAGCCGCUGUGGCUGCCGCUGAAAAGGAAGAAGCUGAAGCUAAAGCAAGAGCAGAAGCAGAGGCCAGAGCUAAGGCCCAGGCCGAAGCCAAAGCCAAAGCAAAGGCGAAAGCAAAGACAAAGACAAAGGCAGGUGCAAAGGAAGGUGCAAAGGCAAAGGCAAAGAAAAAAGUGUCAGGAGAUGCAGCUGAAGGAGGAACAAGUUCGGAUAAAACGGAAGGCUUGGAACAGGAUGAAGAAGAGGAGGAAGAGGAGGGAGAGGAGGGAGAGGAGGAAGGGGAGGGAGAGGAGGAAGGGGAGGAAGGGGAGGAGAAUGAGGGAGUGACCAAAGAAGGUGAACCUGGAAAGGAGGGAGAUGCCUCUGUCGAAGCUGAUGACACUGAAGAGGGUGGAACUGCUCAAAAAAAAAGAAAAAGAAAAAGAGCAGGCCCACUGGUCCCUGACACUGUCGUGGAUCCAGGAGUGUACUUCACCUGUGGAUUGUCCGAUGUGACUGCCAUUAUUGGUACUGAUGCAGAACUGGUCUGCAGGCUAAACAGUGAGGAGUGUGAUGGAACUUGGUACAAAGAUGGAACAGAGAUAACCACCACAGACAAUAUCUGUAUUGUUAAAGAAGGGACAUAUCGCAAAUUAAUUAUCAAAAACUGCACAGAAGAAGAUAUUGGAAAGUACCGGUGUGAAGCUGAUGGGCGUAAAACUGAAGCAGCGCUACAUGUUGAAGAUCCCCCAAGAAUCAACGAAGAGGACCUGGAUGAGUUCAGAAAACCAAUCAAGAUCAAACACGGGAAAGAUGCCGUCUUCAAGGUCACCUUCCUCGGCCGUGAACCCACCAAGAUCCAGUGGUUCAAUGAGGGUGAAGAGCUAUUCGAAGACACCCACAUCAAGAUCGAGAGAUCUUCCUCACACAGCCGUCUGGUGCUGUCCAAGUGCCAACGCAAAAUCUCAGGAGAAAUUAAGAUUAAGAUUAAAAACGAAUGUGGAACAACAGAGGCCAUAACAGAACUCAUUGUGCUAGAUAAACCAACAGCACCUCUGGGUCCUGUGGAUAUUAUUGAAAGUUCGGCAACGGGCAUUGAGUUCAAAUGGAGGCCUCCCAAAGACAAUGGGGGGUCACCAAUUACAGACUACAUCCUGGAGCGCCAGCAAAUUGGCCGAAACAGCUGGAAGAAGUUAGGCAAGAUUGGCCCUGAGCCUAAAUACCGGGAUACUGAUGUAGAUCAUGGCAGGAAGUACUGUUACCACAUCAGGGCAGAAACUGAUCAAGACAUCAGUGACAUGAUGGAGACCGAUGACAUCCAGGCUGGAACAAAGGCAUAUCCUGGACCCCCCUCUACACCAAAAAUUGUCAGUGCUUUCAAAGACUGCAUUAAUCUUACUUGGACUGCACCAACUAAUACUGGAGGAACCAACAUUCUUGGAUACAAUGUGGAGAAACGCAAGAAUGGUAGUAAUCUGUGGGGCCAGGUUAACCCUCCUGAUGAGCUCAUCAAACAGAAACAGUAUGCAGUGAAGGAUGUUGUUGAAGGUUUCGAGUACGAGUUCCGAGUAUCGGCUAUUAACAUUUCUGGUGCUGGGGAGCCCAGUACACCCUCUGAAUUUGUUUUUGCCAGAGAUCCAAAGAAACCUCCUGGCAAAGUUAUUGACCUGAAGGUGACGGACUCCACAUAUACCACCUUAUCGUUGAGCUGGACAAAACCCAUCGAGGAUGAAGGAGUACAAGAUGAGGCCAAAGGAUACUUUGUGGAGCUCAGACCGGCAGAAAACCCUGAAUGGGGUCGCUGUAACUCCAGUGCAAUCAUUGUGACCUCCUAUACCAUUAUGGGUCUGAAGUCUAUGGCCAUGUACUGGGUAAGAGUUCUAGCCACCAACGAGGGUGGGGAUGGUGAACAUCAAGAGCUUGACAACUACAUCAUUGCAAUGCCUCCGCCAGUGAGACCGCAAUUCACCGACAAAAAAAUCAAGAACUUUGUAGUAAUGAGAGCUGGGAACUCUGCUCGAAUCAACUUCAACUUUCAGGCCUCUCCAAUACCAACAAUCACAUGGCUGAAGGAUAGCCACCCCAUACCCAAACAUGUUACAGUGAGCAACUCAGACACUUCAUCGCAGCUAAUGAUCCCAUCAGCAGAGCGCCAUGAUACCGGGAUCUACACCAUCAUUGUCAAGAACCUUGUUGGUCAGGAUACCUCUAGUGUUGAGAUACGAAUCACAGACGACCCCAAGCCUCCCGGUCCUGUGGAGCUGGACGAGAACGUGGCAGGAACAGUGACCGUCUCUUGGGAUCCCUCUCCAGAUGAGAAGAAAGAUGACAGGCUGCACUACAUGGUCACCAAGCGUGAUUCUGUUAAGCGCACUUGGCAAACUGUAGCCGACCAUCUCUUCAACAACAAGUUCACUGCCGUCAACAUCAUGCCAGGAAGGCAGUAUAAGUUCCGGGUCUACACCAAGAAUGACAUGGGGCUUUCCAAACCCUCAGAGUCAGCAAACUGGGAAGUGAAGAGGACAAAAGAAACAUUUACUUUGAAGCUUCCUGUCUCCAAGGAUUGCAGCUUUGAGGCGCCUCCCUCAUUCUCUGUCCCACUAAAAACGCACAGCACUCCAGAGAGCUACGAGUGUUACAUGAGUUGUGCCGUGACAGGAAACCCCAGACCAUAUGUUACCUGGUACAGAAAUAACGUCAGCCUUAACACCAACUCCAACUACUACAUCACCAACACAUGCGGAGUCUGCUCCAUGUUGAUACUCAAAGUUGGGGCCAAGGACAGCGGGGAUUACAGCGUCAUUGCAGAAAACGCUCUGGGCAGAGUGGAGUGUUCAACUAAACUAGUUGUUAAAGAUUAGGAUUAUACAGUGGCGGUGAACUCCUCAAGAACCCUGCUACAUAUAAAUAAAUGGAAUGUGAAUGGAUUUACUAACCUGUGUUUUGUUUGUUUGCGAAUUACUGUAUUAUUGUGUUUGAAUAAAUUGUGACGAUGAGAAUAAAGUAUGAAAAAACAUAAAGGAAGAACUAUUGAUAACUACCAACAAUAAAAUUUAGAAGGGAAA
Mugil cephalus (flathead mullet) is the source of this 4606-nucleotide messenger RNA. Its product is annotated as immunoglobulin-like and fibronectin type III domain-containing protein 1. Bases 170 to 4402 code for a protein of 1410 amino acids. The record is from RefSeq and is a predicted model, not a curated record. The transcript is spliced from 24 exons. Gene Ontology annotation, molecular function: protein binding. Lineage: Eukaryota; Metazoa; Chordata; Actinopteri; Mugiliformes; Mugilidae.